AUCUUCCGAAAUGUAAUACAUCCUAUUGACGCUAGAUAGAGCUACGAUCUCAUUUUUCGAUCGUAACACCAUCUAGUGAUCGAUUUCUUAACCACUACUUCUAAUCGAUUACUUCUAAUCGAUUACUUCUAAUCGAUUACUCGAAAGGUUAUUAACCUCGAUUAAUACUACGAUUAUAUGAUCCGCAUGUGUACGUUGAUCCAUCAUUUUUAUGAUUAUAUCAAAGUCCAACAUUGGCGUUUUUCUCAUGCAUCUCAAUAAUAUCGGUGAAUUUAACCUGGAAUGAUACGAGCGAAGAUGAGACAGAUCUACAAACUCCAAUGUUCCUUAGGAAAGCAUCCAAAUGUAGUCGUGGUACACCAGGCACACCAUCUUCUAUUUCAAGCUCCAUUAUAUUUGGUCCAAUUCCGGAUGAAGUUCUUCGUGUUUGGAGUCAAUUACCUGAAGCAAUUCGUUUAGAUCCUAGUUUAGCAAUUUUUCAAAAAGAAUAUGAUAGGAUUCAUCAAACCGACAGAAGAUACUCCGAUACAAAGAGAGAUUGUUUAGUAGUAAAUAUGUCUCUUGGCACGCAACUAGCACCACCCGUAAGAACACACCAAAAUAUUGGCGAAGACGAUACGAUACAAGAUAUACAUGACCAAGAACAAGUUCAUGAAAAACAAAGACCAUUUUAUCGUUAUUGCAAGUUAAUAGCUCUCACUUGUUGUUGGCUGAUAUUUACUGUGAUAUUAAUGAUCAAGACCGAAAAAGUGGAAAAAAUGCAUCAGAUUUCCAUUUCCAGCAAUGAAAUACGACAUUACAUAUUGCAAGGUUCGAUUGAAAGUAAAAGGCUCAGUAUUACGGUAGAAGGUUCAUUAUUGCCUCCACUUAAACAAGAUCUUAACUUAAAUUUAUCAAGUCAUCAUUUAAAAAUAUGGUUAAGUUUAUUAAUCAAUGAAUAUAAUGAUUCAAAUACUAGUCUGUAUGAAUAUAAUGUGCAUUCAAAGAAUAUAAGCAAUUAUUGGAUUUUACCUGUACUUCCAGAAAAUUUAAUGGAUUUAUUUCCCGAUCAAAAACAUCAAAAAGUCUUUGAAUUGGAUAACGUCGAUGAAAAAUUGACAGAAAAUAUAAUAUCUAUAAAUUUAUGCACGGAUUUAGAACAUAGCUUUCCACUUUCAAUUGCUUAUGAUUUAUCCUCGAUAAAUACAGAUGAUGGUAUACCAUAUGCUGCAGUUGUUUUAUUUGGUCUAUAUGUAUUAAUUGUAUUUGAGAUUGUCCACAGAGCUUUGGCUGCAAUGCUAGCAUCAACUAUGUCUGUGGCAAUAUUAGCUGCAUUUAAUGAGAGACCAAAUAUGGCAGAAUUAAUUUCAUGGAUUGACAUAGAUACGUUACUGUUAUUAUUUUCCAUGAUGGUUCUUGUUGCUAUUGUGGCAGAAACAGGAAUAUUCGAUUGGUUAGCUGUUUACGCUUACAGGAUAACUGGAGGUAAAUUAUGGCCAUUAGUGAAUACUUUAUGUUUCUUUACCACAUUUAUCUCAUCAUUUUUGGAUAAUGUUACAACAGUACUAUUAAUGACUCCAGUUACCAUUAGACUCUGUGAAGUAAUGGAAUUAAAUCCUGUACCUAUAUUAACAGCAAUGGUAGUUUAUUCCAAUAUAGGUGGUGCCAUUACACCAGUAGGUGAUCCACCAAAUGUUAUCAUUGCCUCUAAUCGUGAUGUUAUUGACGCUGGAGUAGAUUUUAGUACAUUUACAUUGCAUAUGAGCAUUGGUGUAAUGCUAGUAUUGAUUGUCGUAUAUGCUCAAAUGCGUUUCAUUUUUCGUGAUAAGGCAGUUUUAAGUUUUGAUGAACCGCGAGAGGUACAGGAACUGAGACAUGAGAUAGCAAUCUGGCAAAGAGCUGCAGCAAGUCUGUCAAGUUAUAGUAAAGAUGAAAAUUUAGUAAGAGAAACCCUGUUAAAGAAAGUACAACGCUUACUUUCACAACUUAAAAAAAAACUAGUGACUGGUAGCGUUGCUUUUGAAAAAUAUAAAACUACGCUCGAAGAACUAGAAGAAAAAUAUCCCAUAAGAGACAAGUGGUUGCUAGUAAAAUCAGGAUUUACAUUAGUGUUUGUUAUUACAUUAUUCUUCCUUCAUAGUGUACCUGGGAUGAAUUUAUCAUUAGGCUGGACCGCAUUACUAGGUGUACUUUUAUUACUAAUAUUAGCAGAUAGCGAAGAUUUGGAUGGACUAAUGGCUAGAGUCGAAUGGAGCACUUUGUUAUUCUUUGCAUCAUUGUUUAUACUUAUGGAAGCCUUAUCUCGUUUGGGUCUUAUUGCUUGGAUAGGAAAGCAAACCGAAAGAAUUAUUUUAUCUGUUAAUGAAGAAUCCCGUUUGGCUGUAGCUAUACUUUUAAUCUUGUGGGUAUCGGCAUUUGCAAGCGCAUUCGUUGAUAAUGUACCUUUGAGCACAAUGAUGGUAAGAAUAGCAAUAAAUUUAGCUAAAAAUCAUGAACUUAGAUUACCUUUGCAACCUUUAAUUUGGGCAUUAGCUUUUGGCGCUUGCAUGGGAGGAAAUGGAACUUUAAUUGGAGCUACUGCAAAUGUUGUUUGUGCAGGAGUAGCAGAACAACACGGAUAUAAAUUCACUUUUAUUCAAUUUUUAAAAGUUGGCUUCCCCGUGAUGAUUACAAGCACUAUGACAGUAACUAUGUACUUGAUGAUUUCUCAUGUUAUUUUUGCU
Polistes canadensis is the source of this 2702-nucleotide messenger RNA. Its product is annotated as P protein. The record is from RefSeq and is a predicted model, not a curated record. NCBI's taxonomy places the organism in Eukaryota, Metazoa, Arthropoda, Insecta, Hymenoptera, Vespidae. Gene Ontology annotation, biological process: transmembrane transport. Gene Ontology annotation, cellular component: membrane. The annotation marks the transcript as partial. The transcript has 18 exons.